Molecule: messenger RNA, 510 nt
Organism: Cimex lectularius (bed bug)
Lineage: Eukaryota; Metazoa; Arthropoda; Insecta; Hemiptera; Cimicidae
Exons: 4
Coding region: 132-461 (109 amino acids)
Source: RefSeq, a predicted model, not a curated record
CCCAGUGUGUAAAAAGACAUCCAACGCUUAUUGAUGAUAUUAAAUGAAGUAACAGAAUAAAUUCAUCUUGAUGGCGGCUACCAUAGGGAAAAAAUGAAAUAUAGCAUCGGUCAUAAAAACGAGACUUCACGAUGGACAAACCUCCGAGCCUUACGAGCAGGAAGAACAGCGUCGCCAAGACCUCUUCGGCGACGAGCAGCAGAAACAAGAUAACACCUGUCAACGACGUAGUUGAGAAGGUCAACGAAGACAGGCGAGUGGUGGUGUGGUACGGUGGAGAUAGUGUGGAGACGACGUCGACUACCCUUCCCACAAACGACGAAGCGUGGACGGAAAGCCCUGAACCGUACGCCGACGAUGGCAUGGCCGCCAACAAGGACCGACGGACUUCGAGAGGUUCGAUACACCCAGGAGGAGCCACUCCGCACAUCAAAGACGCUUUCGGUAAGUCGGUUUUAUAAGUUGAUAAAUCAAGCAGGCGAUUUAACCGACGUGAUUCCAUUUACUUCA